This is a messenger RNA of Scaptodrosophila lebanonensis, 297 nucleotides long. Its product is annotated as major prion protein-like. The record is from RefSeq and is a predicted model, not a curated record. NCBI's taxonomy places the organism in Eukaryota, Metazoa, Arthropoda, Insecta, Diptera, Drosophilidae.
AUGCGAUUUACACUUUGGGCGCUAAUUGGCGUGCUCUGCCUUGCCUACAGCUACGCCGCUGCAGUGGAUAAGAGCACGGACGAUACUCCAGUUAGUUUGCUUGAUGUAGAUUCCGAAGGACACGCCAACGAAGGAUCUCGUGAAGCUCGCCAAUGGGGAGGCUGGGGACCAUAUGGCGGUGGUUAUGGCGGGGGUUGGGGCCGUGGAUGGGGUGGUGGUUGGGGCGGAGGUUGGGGUGGAGGCUGGGGUCGUCGUUGGGGCGGUGGUUGGGGUGGUCCUUGGGGCUGGGGCCGCUAA